AUGAAUGAGCUUCGGGAAUGCGUACAAACGAAUGAGCUAUCAGAUAUGCCGAGUAGGGGAGCAUUCUUCACUUGGUUUAAUGGGAGACAAGAGGAUCCAAUCUUGAGGAAGCUGGAUAUGGUACUUGUAAAUGAGACCUGGCGAACUCAUUAUCCGGAGGCUAUUACGGUUAUUGAGGCACCAGGAGACUCUGAUCAUUCUCCAUGCAUAGUCUACUCCACGACAAGGGUAGAACAAUCAAAGAAGCCCUUUAAGUACUUUUCCUUCCUGUCUACUCACCCUCGGUUCAGGGAGAGGAUUCGAGAUGCUUGGCAGAGGCCUUGUUCUGUAGGAACCAAGCUGUUCACCAUGGGCCAGAAAUUCAAGAUGGUUAAGGAAGCUUGCAUGCAGUUGAACAGAGAAGGGUAUGGUAAUAUCCAGCAAAGGGCUAAGGAGGCUCUAGAAAAAUUAGAGGAAGUGCAAGCUGCCUUAUUGACCACUCCCUCUGAUUCCCUGUUUAGGCAAGAGUUUCUAGCCCGGAAAGCCUGGCACUUCUUUGAAAAAACUCAGGAAUCCUUCUACAAGCAGAAGUCUAGGAUUCGAUGGUACAAAGAUAGGGAUGCGAACACUGCUUUCUUCCAUAGGUAUGUCCUUGAAAAUCAAGGAAGGAAUGGGAUCAAGCAUUUGAGAGGAAUGGAUGAUGAUUUGGUUCACAAUAUGGCUCAAGUGAAGGAUAUGUUGUGUGGUUCUGAGUUGGCUUCCCAGCUGCUUCAAAUCCCUACUAUUGAAGAGAUACAGAGAACAAUCGUAACCAUGCCAAAGAACAAAGCUCCAAGACCAGACGGUUUUCCUGUCGAAUUCAUUUGGGAAGCAUGGGGUGAAGUAGGCAGUGUAGUAGUUGAGGUUUUCCAAGAUUUCUUCCGCUCGUGUACUUUGCCAAAAAGCCUCAAUGCUACUAUUAAUAAUCUUAUACCAAAAGUGUCGGGAGCUGACCGAAUUACUCAGUUUCGUCCUGUCUCGUGCUGCAACACAGUGUAUAAGAUAAUUUCUCUACUCUUGAAACAGAAAAUGAAGCUGUUCGUAUCAGACGCGGUACAAAGUAAUCGGGUGGGGUUUAUACAAGGGAGAUACCUGUGUGAGAAUGUCCUACUAGCUUAUGAGCUAGUUACAGACUUCCAUGUCCGAGGGGAUACUACGAGAGGUUGCCUCCAAGUUGAUAUAGCCAAAGCUUAUGACAACGUAGAUUGGCAGUUCAUGUUAAAUGUCCUCCAUGCUCUAGACUUGCCACAAAAAUUCAUUGAAUGGUUGAAAGUUUGUUUUACAACUCCAAGCUUCAGAACUAGUGGGAUAUAUCCCGGGAAAGAAACCUCUGGAAGAUUUACGGCGUGGAACUGGGUUCUCUGUGGGUUUCUUGGAUAA
Molecule: messenger RNA, 1398 nt
Organism: Camelina sativa (false flax)
Lineage: Eukaryota; Viridiplantae; Streptophyta; Magnoliopsida; Brassicales; Brassicaceae
Source: RefSeq, a predicted model, not a curated record